UAGAAAAACGUCAUAAUGAUAACUACUGUCUCUUAUUGAACAGAGUAUAAUAGAAUAAAUGUAAUUAAAAAUGUACUUUAUCAGAGAACUUUGAUAAAAUUCAAAGAGUAGAAGUGCAGCACAAAAUGUUACUCUGAAUAAGAUGAAGUUACAAUAUUCUGUUUUAAUUCUGGUUUGUCUUUCAUGGGAUCUAAAAACAUGUUCAGGAUUGAUAAACAAAACUACAGAUUCUCAACAGGAAUACAGACCUGAUGGACCUUUGGUGUUGUGUAAAUUUCUGCCAAAAGAAUUUAUAGAAUGUGAAGAACCAAUUGAUCAUAAAGGUAAUAAAACUGCCAAAGAAGAAACUGGAUUUGGUUGUGUAAAGACUGCAGAUCAAUUGUUAGCUGGCUCCAGCGUAUUGUCUAGACCAGCAGAAGAAUUUGACAAUGAUCCCUCAGUGGAAGCCAUGUGGGCAAUCAAAGCCAUGGAACAUGCUGAAGUUUAUUUCAAUAUUUUAUGUUCGGUUGAUCCUAAGUUUUUAAAACUUACCCCUCACGAUGAUCAAAUCUAUAAAACCUUUCGAGAUGUUUUCCCUGACCUUAAGGUAGAUAAGAUAAACGAAGAUGAAUUAAAAUCAGACCAGGGAAAAAUGAAAUGGAGACCAUUUUGUGAACAGUUCAAAGGAAUUGUAGAAGAUUAUUGUUUUGGUACACUGUUAAGAGCUGAUUGUGAAGGAGAUUACUCUGAAGCAAAUAGUGUACUUAUUACUAGGAUACAAUUUUAUGCCAUUGAACUUGCCAGAAACCGUGAAGGCUUGAACGAUGGUAUUAGAAAAAAGUACAAAUCAAAACAAACUGUGAAGGAGUCAUAGAUCAUGAUAUUCUAAAAUUACAUGUUAAAACUCAUUUGGAUAGGAUAUAAUUUUUCAUAUACAACUUUGUACAAUUUUAAAUGUAUUGAAAGCUUACGAAGUUAUAGACUGUUAUUUAUAAUAAGCAAUAUGUAACACAAAAUAAACAAAUUAGGAAAAAAUAGA
This is a messenger RNA of Megachile rotundata (alfalfa leafcutting bee), 1018 nucleotides long. RefSeq names its product amaretto. Gene Ontology annotation, cellular component: cytoplasm. Lineage: Eukaryota; Metazoa; Arthropoda; Insecta; Hymenoptera; Megachilidae. The record is from RefSeq and is a predicted model, not a curated record.